This is a messenger RNA of Sarcophilus harrisii (Tasmanian devil), 2088 nucleotides long. RefSeq lists its product as uncharacterized. Lineage: Eukaryota; Metazoa; Chordata; Mammalia; Dasyuromorphia; Dasyuridae. The transcript has 2 exons. The record is from RefSeq and is a predicted model, not a curated record. The coding region runs from base 463 to 2067 and encodes 534 amino acids.
UCUUUCUGCAGUUGUUUAGAUAUGACUUUUAUUUGUGUGAAAAGUUUUUCACAAUUGUGUUCAUAAAGAUUUCCAGGAUUUGUCUCGACCAGGGAGACUCUUAAAUCAGGAAUUCUUAAUCUAAAAUAAACAGACCCCUAAUGAUUUUAUAAAUAAAUUUCAAAAGAUCCAUGAACUUAAGUGGGGAAAAAUAUAUCUGCAUUUUCACAAAAACUCAGCAUAUUCUAAAAAGAAAAAAAUUUAGACAUUCUAAAAAGGAUUCCUUAAGUUUUACCAAAUUUCUUAAGAGAACCAUAACACACACAAAAAAAUUAAGAAUCCUUGGUUGAAAAAAAAAGAGAUAUUCCAAGACUGCAAUCACAUGAGGUGUUUUCUUUUGUUGUUUAAAGGGUCACUGGAAUCAGUUGUUUUCCAUACUUUAUUUAAUAUAUUAUAUUUUCAAGGAAAUCUUUCAGUGGACAAAUGGGGAGAAAACUCAGGACAUAUCCCGAAGUUUCACCUUUGGUCCAGAUCCCUCAAAAGGUCCCUUCUCACAAUACCCAAUCAGUGCAAAUAUCAUGUCCACCACAUCGGAUUGCACUGUUAUCCAAAAAAGACCACUGGUCCGAGACGGAGAAGAUGACCUGUCUCAGACAUCGAUCCUUACCACACAAAGCCUCCCUUGUUUGCCAUAAGACUGAGCCCCUAAACAACCAUGAUGACAAGACCAAGGACACUUAUAAGCUGCCACCACCACACCCUGACUACCAUAGAGUUUACAUUAGCCCAGACCUGAGCUGUAAGACCACAGCUUCUGUAGACCUGUUCCAGUGGGGAGAUGCAUUAAUGACAUCCAGUGAAAAGUCCUCCUCAAUUGUUCUGCCAAGAGGUCAGAUGGCCAAGGCCAAACAUAGUCCUUAUCACAAGGCUAAACAUACAUUGGAUUCUAAGACGCAGACCAAAUCCAUAUUCCCUUCCCAGGACCACACUAAAAAUCAAGCCACUUCUCUUCCCUCCAUUAACCAACCUGGCAGGGCUCCAUCACGCUGUCAAUCCCCAACUAAGUAUCUAUUGAUAAAUACCUACCCUGGCCCAGAUAGCCACACUAAAUCUACUAUGCCAACCUACGAGUACCUCUCAGAGGCUCCACCAAUUCCUGACGCCCAAGAGAUUACUCCCCCUAACAUAAGCUACCAAACCCAAAUGCCACUGGAAAAGGAAGAAUAUGGCAUACUCCCCAAACUUCUGAGCACUCAGGCCAAAGAUCCAAUAAGCCAGUACUACCAAAAGGUAACUCCUCCUGGUCCCAUACAACAGACUGAGACUCUGACAAGUGAUUACAAACAGGUUGAGGAUGCACCCAGCUCCAAACAACCAGAGACUCAACCUGGGAGCCAACACCAGAUCCAGACUGAGCAGAAUAGAGAUGUUCUCAAGUAUUUAAAAGACAUCAAGCCUUAUACCCUCGAAGGGGGAAUAACUCUUACCACUCAAGUUGUUGAUAAAAUCAUCAGCUCCAUCCCUGAGGAGAAAAUAAAGAGAGAUAUCUGUAAUCAGAUUCGCUUGUGGCAAAUGAGGGGAUGCCCCAGGUCUACGCAAUGGCCUGAACAACAUAUGUCUGCUAGUUAUACAAUCUGUUUAAUUUGUGCUUCAUGGGUUCCAAAUGGUUGUCCCCAUGUUGAUGGAAUGAAAAGUCCUUCUCUGGCACAAUUGCUGGCCAUACCAACAUCUCUACCUAAUUCAGAGGAGAAGAAAGUGAGAUUUUACCUUAAAGUGUCCCAGCAAAAACCAAAUCCCAUUUCUACUGUUACAGAUUCCCUUUCCACUAAAACUGUGCCUUCAAGCCCUUCCUCAACCUUUCCAUCAUGCCCCAAAUCAGAUCCUGAGCACCUGGUGCUUCCAAAAGUCACCUGGCUGGACUUCAUACUUGCAAGACGUCACCAUCUCAAAGAAAGAAAACCACGUUCUUCCCAAAAGCCAUUUGAAUUACCCUUGACAAGCAAGAUAAAUGUAGAAGAAAUGCCAGUGAGACCAAGGAUACAAUUCAAGUCUCUCUUAGAGAAAUUUCAAAGUAGAAGUAAAAGCUAAAUUAAAAUGUUUAUUUUUUGU